AUGCUCACUCACAUUCCGGAGGGCAUUGGCGCCUUGACCACGCUGCGCAAGCUGAGUCUAUCAGACUUCAAGGGGUUGAAACGGCUCCCUGCUUCUCUCACCUGCCUUGUGUGCCUGAAUGAGCUGAAUCUCUCGUCCUCCCUCAUCACCUCGCUUCCUCCCCACUUUGUGCGGCUGGCUGGACUGAGGCGGCUUAUCUUGGACGGGUGUUGGCGGUUGAGGGAGCUACCUUGGGAUAUGGCUGAGUUGAAGAUGCUGCAGUAUCUGGUUUCUUUCACACGCCUCUCUUUCAUCGCUCUCCUCGUUUUUUUCCUCAUUUCUCGCCUGUCCCUGUCUCGUCUCGAUGGGGCCCCGGCAGAUGAGGUGGAGCGCGAGGAGGAGGAGGAGGAAGAGGAGGGCGACGAUGUGAACGGGGAGGACGACGAUGAAGAGGAAGAAGAGGGGCAGGACGAGUAUGAGAAGGAUGGAUGGAUGGUGGACGGUGAUGAGGAGGAGGAGGAGGGCGGUGAAGGCGAGGAGGAGGAAGGGGGGGGCGAGGAGGGGCCGGGGAGUGACGAGGAGCGCAGGGAGAAGAAGAAGAAGAAGCGCCGGAAAAGGGAGGAGGAGGAGGACGAGUUGGAUGAGGACGACUAUGCGCUGCUGCAGGAGAGCGGUGUGGGGGGCUUUCAUCGCCCCGCCAAGGGGUUGCUGAUGGACGAUGAGGAGGACGAGGAGGGCGGUAUGCGCCCCCAGCAAUGCGUGGAGAGGGAGAUUUUUGGGGACGAGGGUGAGAGGGAUAUGGACAAUGAGGGUGAGAGGGAUAUGGACAAUGAGGGUGAGAGGGAUAUGGACAAUGAGGGUGAGAGGGAUAUGGGCAAUCAGGCUGAGAGGGAUAUGGACAAUCAGGACGUGCCUGAAGAUUUCCAGGAGAGGGAAGGCAGGGGCGAGGAGGAGGAGUUGGAGGAGGAGGACGGGGAGGAGGACGAGGAGGAAGAGGACGAGAUGGCAGACUUCAUCGUGGAAGGGGGUGUAGACGACACGGACGAGCACGGCCGGCGCCGCCGCAAGAAGAAGAAAAAGGGCACGCGCAUGCCAGGUGUCACCUCUGAGGCGCUUCUCGAGGCGCAGGAUAUUUUCGGUGACGUGGCGGAUCUGCUGGAGCGGCGGCGCGUGGAGCUGGAGAGGCAGAGGAGGGAGGGAGGGGAGGGGGGCGCGGGGGGGUACUAUUAUGAGGAUGGGAUGGGGGCGGAGGGUGGGGAGGAGUAUGGGCGGGAGGGCGCGGGCGGGGCGUCGGCGCUGUCGAAGCAGUAUGAGCCGAGCCUGCUGGAAGCUAAAUACAUGACGGAGCGGGAUGAGGCCAUUCGAGCCCGAGAUGUUCCUGAGAGGCUGCAGCUGUUGGAGGAGGUGGUGGGUGUAAUCCCUGAGAACGAGGACCAUCUACCCGAGGCCGAGUGGAUCUACGAGCGCGUGUUUGGCUCCUUAGCCCCCGACCACCUGCGGCGGGGGGAGUUCUCGUACGUCGCUGACGCUGAGAGGCGCGCCGCCACGUGCGCACGGGAGGACGUGGAGAAAUGCCGGAGAGAGGCCGUGGCGGCGCGGGACGGUGCCAUCGAGCAGAUCGCGGCUGUGCUUGAAGAGCUGCACGAUGCAAAAGUGGAGGUGCCGUACAUAGCGAUACACAAGAAGGCCAUCUGCCCGGCUCUCGUGGAGCAAGACAAGCUCGACGGGGAGCCGCAGCUGCAGCCCUUCCAGGCUCUGUGGGCCAUCCAGCAGUGGGAUCGCCGCUGGCUGCUCCUGCAGCGCCGCAAGCGCUCACUGCGAUCCGCCUACGAGCGGCCGCGAGUGGACGAGGAUGAAGAAGCAGAGCGGCAGCUCGCCAUGCAAGGGGUGCUCCACGCGCUCGACUGUGCGCUCUCGGAGCCCGCCGUAGAGGACGUGGACGCCAAGUUCAACCUGCAGUUUCCGCCGGAGGAGGCUGUGGCGGAGGAGGGCGGGCGGGGAGGGGCAGGGGUGCAGCAGAGGCGGCCUCGGAAGCGGUCCAUGUACUCGGUGUGCCGGCGGGCUGGGUUGAAGGGUGUGGUGAAGCGCAUUGGGCUGUCGGCGUUCCAACUGGGCGAGAAUCUCAUCUCCAUGUACAAGGUGCGUGGGAGGAUGGUGGGAUGGGUGGGGUGUGAGAGGUGUGAGGGGUAUUGGGAUCCUCUCCUCAGAUUGCCGCCUCCUGACGGCCUCAUGGGCCGGCACAGUCAGCAACACGAGGUGGAGGACACGGCGCUAUCACCGGAGGAGGUGGCAACGGAGUACAUCUGUGCUGAAUUCCCCUCGCCUGCUCUCGUGCUCAGAGGCGCCCGCCACAUGGCGGAGGUGGAGAUAAGCAUGGAGCCCAAGGCGGAGGUGGAGAUAAGCAUAGAGCCCAAGGUGCGCGAGCACGUGAGGGAGAUCUUCAACAAGCGCGCCAUCGUCUCCACCAACCCCACCCCGCGCGGCCGCCAGGUAACGCCCCUCCCUGGGUUUAUGACCGCCAGGUAA
Closterium sp. NIES-65 is the source of this 2505-nucleotide messenger RNA. NCBI's taxonomy places the organism in Eukaryota, Viridiplantae, Streptophyta, Zygnematophyceae, Desmidiales, Closteriaceae. The record is from the annotation of a GenBank genome assembly.